This is a messenger RNA of Drosophila eugracilis, 1574 nucleotides long. RefSeq names its product protein ORD. NCBI's taxonomy places the organism in Eukaryota, Metazoa, Arthropoda, Insecta, Diptera, Drosophilidae. Bases 1 to 1434 code for a protein of 477 amino acids. The record is from RefSeq and is a predicted model, not a curated record. The transcript has 7 exons.
AUGUCAGAAACAGCUGCACUGAAUAAAAACCACUCAAUAAGGUUAAUUUCGUUAUAUAUCAACGAUUGUUUGGACUGCGAAAGGGUGCAUCUGAAGUUCUCUACAAAAGAUAAUGUGCACUUGAUUAUCUAUGAUUUGGACAAGGAUCUGUCAAAGGAUCUGCCGGCUGUAACACCCGUGGCCCAGGCCAUUCUACUGCUCUGUACUCUUUCGUAUCCGAAUGAACCCAGUCUAUCGAAGCUUCCUCAACUCAAAAUUGGCAAGGGAAGCCUUUCCUUGAUCUUCGAAAUGCAUCCAAUUGACAAACACGAUAGCAUGCAGCAAAUUGAGGAGGUGGAAAGCGAUUUGGACGAGACACCAUCCACCUCUCAACAGGCAUUGCUGCGAGAAAGGCAGCGAAAGGCUCGCAAGGAUAUGGAGGCCUCUUUGAGGAGACUUCAAUCCAAAGUCAUCACGGUGAACGUAGAGCGCCGUUUUGAUGACCUAACUUCCCUGGACACAGUUUCCUAUCAGAUCAAUGGAGGCCAGAGCAAAACCCUCACCAUCACGGAGUUCCACGAGAUGUUCUUUGUGCGGCACCAGCACUCCAUUAACUAUUUGGAGCAUCUGCACCAGAAAUGCUCCGGCAAUUGGCUAAAGCUCAUCCAAAGCAGUGGCGAUGGCGAUCCCUUUAAAGACUUAAAGGAUCCCGACAGCCCCUUCGAGAUAUUUGUGAAACUUUUCGAUCACCAGGCGAUGCAGCCGCAGGAUGUGAUCACCAAGUUGGUGAAAAAGUGCUUGCAUGUCAAUGAGGCGGUGCGUCUGGCAGAGAGAAAGUUCGUCCUGGAUGUCUUUAACCAGGUGCGUCGCAUAUUCGAGUUCAUCACGAUGAAUGAAUACACCGUUUGGUUCCUGGUUCCUUGUCUACAUAACAAGGAUCAACUGCGGCCUAUGACCAUAGAUGAUUUUGAUUUGACAAAAGUGAGGACCUCCAUUCGGGCUGCCGGAGAUACUAGAAAUAUUUACUGGGAUUUCACUGAUCACAAUAUUAAGGACCUGCUAAUGGUGGCUUUCCAACUUGCCUUGGCCACCAAUGUCAACCAAUCGGUUCUGGUUAUAAGUCAUUUGGAAAAGCUGUCCGAGUUUUUAACAAUGCAAUACGUUACGGCGAGCUUUAUGAACGAUUCCAUUAUUGAAAAGGACUCCGAUCCCAAAUGGAUCUGCCAUCGCUACUUGCAACGCAUCAUUGAGAUGGCCUUGUUUAUGGGCACAAUCGUUAUAAUAGAAUACCCCAGUUCUCUUACUCUAUUAAAAGAACCUCGCCAGUUGAUCAAGUGCUUCCAGAUGGAAAAGAGAGGUUCAUUGCAAUGGAAAAUAUGCUCAGAGGUUAUCCAGGACACUGACGAGCAUCUCGAAUUUCUCAAGGAGGCCAUAACCAACAACAGGACUAUAUAGUUUUCAAUGGAAUUUAUUAGCUUCGCCUCGAACAAAAAUUCAUUUAUCUGCCGCCGUCUGCGGCUUUCCCACGCAAAUAUUUCCAUGCUCAUUUUCUAAUUACGCCACAGCUUACGGGCCAACUGAACUGAACUCUGCCU